Molecule: messenger RNA, 1997 nt
Organism: Zingiber officinale
Lineage: Eukaryota; Viridiplantae; Streptophyta; Magnoliopsida; Zingiberales; Zingiberaceae
Product: eukaryotic translation initiation factor 2A-like
Exons: 14
Coding region: 241-1803 (520 amino acids)
Biological process (GO): translational initiation
Cellular component (GO): cytosolic small ribosomal subunit
Molecular function (GO): ribosome binding; protein binding; translation initiation factor activity
Source: RefSeq, a predicted model, not a curated record
UCGUGGAAAUCUCGAAGCAGAUCGUAGUUCGAGCGGUUGAAGGAUUGCCAUCUUUCGCCGCCGCCAAACGUCACAGGAGACGAGCCGGAGCACCCACCUUUGGACCUUGUGGCUACUUUAAGAUUCGCCGGAGAAGACUUGUGGUUGCCAUUUCUUCUAGCUCGGUUGUUGUGAACGCUGCUUAAAACUGAAGCUUGUUCUCCUUUUGACUCUUUAACAUAUAAGCCAGUUAAGGAUUCCAUGACUUCUAUUGUUCAAUCACCUAAUUUGGAGAUCCUUGCUAGAGAACCAGAAGGUUUCUCCAUAUGGAAAGGACCACCAUUCAACAACGGGCAACCGGCAAUCAAACUCGAGAGAGUUUCUUGCACCGUGGCAAGGUUCAGUGAUAAUGGGUCCAGGCUUAUGGUGACCAAAAACAACUCUGUAAUCAGUGUGUACGAUGGCUAUAGCUCCAAUGAGAUAAGGUCCUUUGAGAUACCUUCCCUUCUUGGUGCCGCUUUGUCUCCAUGUGGGACCUACCUCCAAACAUUUCAGAAAUCUACCAACCCUCAGGAUAAAAAUGUUGUGCUCUGGGAAAUACAUAGUGGUGCAUCAGUCUAUCAGCAUUUUCAGAAGAAUAUGACUAAGGCCACAUGGCCGUCCAUUCAGUUCAGCUCUGAUGAAUCUGUUGCCUGCCGGCUGGCAACAAAUGAGAUACAGUUCUUCGACUCAAAGGACUUCUCAAAAGGAUUUAUUUAUAAGUUAAGACUGCCAGGUGUUGCGGCAAUUGAGUUGUCAAAGGCUCCUGGCUCUUAUAUUGCAGCAUUUUUGCCUGAAUCAAAGGGUAUUCCUGCCAGCAUUCAGAUCUUCUCAUCUAAUAAGGAUGCUCAAACUCAGCCCAUUGCUAGACGAAGUUUCUUUCGAUGUUCAACUGUGACAAUGCAUUGGAACAAGCUAUCUUCUGGACUUCUAGUAGUUGCUCAAUCAGAUGUUGAUAAAACCAAUCAAAGUUACUAUGGUGAAUCUAAAUUGAACUAUCUAACUACUGAUGGGAGCCACGAAGGACUUGUUUCUCUAAGAAAAGAAGGGCCUGUGCAUGAUGUUCAAUGGUCUUACUCUGGAUUGGAGUUUGCUGUUGUUUAUGGAUUCAUGCCUGCAAAAGCAACAAUAUUUGACAAGAAAGGCAAUCCAUCACUGGAGCUUGGGCAAGGCCCUUACAAUACAGUCAGAUUCAACCCCAAAGGAAGAGUUGUAUGUUUGGCCGGCUUUGGCAAUCUACCUGGUGACAUGGCAUUUUGGGAUUAUAAGGAAAAGAAAUUGCUUGGAACAACAAAAGCAGAAUGUUCAGUGACUAGUGAAUGGUCACCUGAUGGACGGUAUUUCAUGACUGCCACUACAGCACCAAGGCUGCAAAUAGACAAUGGGAUAAAAAUCUUCCACCAUGAUGGAUCGCUUUAUUUUAAGAAGAUGUUCAAUAAGUUGUAUCAGGCUGACUGGAAACCAGAAACACCUGAAAGCUUCAGUGAUAUUGAUGAACUUGUGACGUCUGUCAACACUAUUAAGAUUGGUGACAAUGAAAAGAAAGCUCAGGGUUCAAAAUCUACAGAGACAAGUAAGAUCCCAGCUAGCAUUGCUCAAAAGCCUGCUGCAUACCGUCCACCCCAUGCUAAAAAUGCUGAUUCAGUUAAGGCUGAGCUGUUUGGAGGAAUUGCUCCGGCAACAGAAAUAAGCAAAAAUGCAUUGAGAAACAAGAAACGCAGGGAGAAGCAGAAAGAGAAAAAGGCUGCUGAAUCUGGUAGUAAUGCGUCGGCAAGUGAGAGCUAGAUUUAGUUGUCGUUGCUACAAAACUUGGUUCUGAAUAGCAGUGAGAAAUCAUUGAUUUUGCAAAUGCAGUUCGAUUAUUUUAAAUUUUGUAGUUUCCUCAAAGGCCUGCGGAUGGCUGAGAUGUGGUAUUUAUAUAAUGUAGUGCUGCAAAUCUCUCAACAUUUUCACCUUAAUAAAGAUUUUUUUUCCGCAUA